CUAGUAUUUUAUUUCUCAAGCAUUACUUGUCCUAACAAAAGUUAUAACAUUGUGAAAAAUGUGUGUAAACUCAUAAGUAAUAUGUUAUGCUAAGCAGUAGUAGGAUUUUCGGUUAUUGUAGUAAUCAGUAACUAAUCAUGGUGCCAGUAGCAAUAGAAGGUUGCACCCAGGGUGCCGAAGGUGGAGGAGCUCGAGGUGGAUCCAUAUCGCUAGCAUUACUGAUAGACUUUAUCGUACAAAGGACUUACGAUGAACUCACAGUAUUGGCUGAGCUUUUACCUCGCAAAACAGAUAUGGAGCGCAAAAUUGAGAUAUAUAAAUUUAGUGCACGAACGCGACAGUUGUUUGUGCGCUUGUUAGCCUUAGUAAAAUGGGCAAGCAGUGCCACAAAAGUGGAUCGCUCUGCUCAUAUUAUGGCAUUCCUUGACAAACAAGCCUUGCUGUUUGUGGAGACAGCUGAUGUUUUGGCCAGAGUAGCUCGUGAGACUCUGGUCCAUGCCAGGUUACCAACUUUCCACAUGGCAGCAGCAGUAGAGGUGCUGACGCUGGGUACAUACAGCAGAUUGCCGGCAGUGAUCCGGGAGCGGCUGGUCCCGCCUCCGUCGCUGACGGCCGGCGAGCGCCGCACCACAUUGCGUGCUCUUGCGCAUGUCGUGCGCCAACGCCUUACUACUGCUUCUUUACCUAGCGAUAUUAGGAAUUUGAAGGUGGAGAAUGGACGCGCCACAUUUACUGUAGGUCAAGAGUUCAGUGUCUCUCUCACUGUGAUGGGGGAUGCACCCAACUUGCCAUGGCGUCUGUUGGAUAUUGCUAUACUUAUUCAAGAUAGUGAAACUGGCGAGGGCAAGCCCCUAGUGCACAGUUCGCAACUAGCGUGGUUGCGCGGAGUGGCACAGGCUAGAUUAGCUGCAGCCGGACUUAGCGGAGCAUUGACUGCGUUGCGCUACUUCUGUCGCUCGCUCUCUCUCGAGCUGCUCUACACGCAGACGCUGAGACUGUGCCGAGACCGCCUGUCGCGUCAUCUCCAAGUAGACAGAUAUACACCCGGACAGAAACUGCAGGUUUCUUAUUGGAGGGAGCUGGGCUGCGAGCUGGGCUACCGGCUGAUCAUCGGCGCGGAGGGCUCGCAGCUGUGCGUGUGGCACGUGCCGGCGCUGGCGGGCGGCGAGCGCGUGGCCAGCGCGCUCACGCCGCACGCGCCCUCCAUGGAGCGUCUGCUCGCGCACACCGUGCACGUGCGCAGCCGACAGCGCCUCAACGAUCUCAAAGUGCUGCUCAAUGACUUGGGGGUGGAGUGCAGCGUGAGCGGCUGGCCGUGCGUGCUGGCGUGCUCGGUGGUGGCGCCGUGCCUGCGCGCGGAGCAGCUGCUGGUGUGCGUGGGCGCGCACGGCGGGCGGCUGCGCGCGCGCGUGCCGGCCUACCCCGCCACGCCGCGCAUGCCCGACCUCGCCAACGCGCUCGCCGCCACCAAUGUGCCGCUUAUUAAGACGCUGCUCACGCAACUGAGGUUCUGGUUAGUGGCGCGUCGUUGCGAGAAGACCCUGCAGCACCUGCCAGCGAGCGUGUGCGAGCACCUGCCGUUCCUGCACGGGCCUGACCACCCGCUCAGCAAGCUGUCUCCCGACCGGCUCUACGUCACGCUGCAUCGACACACCGAUCAUAUACUGAUCGUAGAAAUGAAAGAGGUGGCGGCUGGCAGUACAGCGACGACGAGCAACAGCGCCAACAGCGGCAGCGCGUGCUCCGUGGCGCUGUCCUUCCACCUCGCCGGCGCAAGACGCUGCACGCCCGACGAGUGCGAGGACGAGGGUUCAGCCAGCAGUGCAUCAACCUCGACGACAGCGACUCGUGCCUACUUGAAACUGAAUUCCUUGGUUGAACUGGACACAUUCACUCUCACGCAUGGACCUUUUACACCGCUUGAUACACCAGGCAUGCAGCCAGGCAAGCGCAAGUUGUCUGCGGCAUCGCAGCGCAUAGUGCGCGUGCGUCAGCCGGCGUACUUCAUCCCCGAGCUCGCGCACGUCGUCGCCGCCGCGGAUGAGCGGGUGCCCUUCGUGAACCUGGCUCAAGAGUUGGCGCGUCGCGGCGUGACGCACGGCGGCGUGCAGCCGGAGUGGAGCGGGUCGGCGCUGGGCAUGCGCGUGGUGGCGCUGCCGCCGCCCGCCGGCGCCUGUCCGCGCGCCGCCGCCGCGCUGCGCGAGCGUCUGCUGGCCGCCACCAUACGACUCACUACUAAGAACCAGGCACGAGUGUGGACGGCGGAGAUUGUGUUCCACGGCUCGCCUGUAAGGACACCCAAUCCGAGAGAACAAGGCGAGCGUCGCUGCGUAUACCUGCAGUACGACUUGGGCACGGACGCGGGCCGCACGGCCGACGCCUUCCUCGCCGACUGGGCUGCCAUUGUGCAUCUGCACACCUUACUGCAUGAUUUCAUGCUCAGGCCUGCACAUGAGCGCGAGACGCUAUGGUCGGGCGUAUGCAUCCGUUCGUACACAUACCGGUCGCUGGUGGUGGGGUUCGGCACAGCGGCGCGGGCGACGGCCGUGCUGCAGUGGAGCGCGGCGGCGCAGCGCUACUCGCUCGCCACGCCGGCGCAUCAGCCCGCUGCUAACGCGCACCAUCUGCUGCAUCAUCAUCUCGACCACUAUAUCAACUGCCACAAAGACCUGAUGUCGUUCGGCGUGGUGCUGCGCGAGACGUACGGGCCGCUGCUGGCGCUGUCCCGACUGCCGACCCUGCCGCAGCUCGGGCUGCAUCACGUGCGGACACUCAUGCCCACGCCUACCUUCACGCUGUUAGCACACUCCUGGAGAAAGAUCCGCAUAGUAUACGCGGGCGCGUACUCUCUGGAAGUAGGCAUCCGGGGCGGCGGCAUCAUCACGAUACGCGACGGAGCUUACUCCAAGUUCGACCGCAACACUGUCGUCGACGAGUUCGCUCCUGCACUCGGUUUGAAGGCAUUCCUAUCGCGGUACGUUGAAGACAAUAUGAGCGCAAGACUGUUAGCUGAAGACGACAACCCGCCUUCGCCCAUGUCGCCCAUGCCUCCAGGUGGUUUGAGGUUCCCGGCGCCGUUAACACCGCCGCAGCCACAUACGCCGCACUCCGCGCCUGUCACCCCUCACCCAGCAUCGCCUGCGCAGCACCAGAUGGGUGGAGGAUCGUUCAACCUGACGUCCCCGCCUGGAGGCGCGGGCGGGGCGGGCGGUGGCGCGGGGGGCGGCAUCUCGGCGUCGCCCGCGUCCCCCAUGGCGCCGUCCCCUCACGCUGCGCCCGCCGCCUCCCCGCACCCGCCGCCCACCUCCCCCUUCACGGCCUGGCCCGCCUCGCCCUCGCUGCCACGCCCCUCGCCCGGACACCACCCUUCGCCCAGGCAUCACAUUGAUCAUAAAGCAGGCCCCCAGGCGAGCUCGAGCAGCUCGCGCGGCGGCUCUGGGCGCGGCUGGGCGGGGGCUCCGGCGACGCCGCUGGCGGUGUGCAAGCUGGAGACGCUGUGCACGCCGGGCGAGGCGCCGGCGGGCGCGCCGCCGGGGCCGGCGCUGGCGCCGCUGCAGCGCUUCCUCGCCUGCGUCUACAUGAAGCGCACGCUGCAGCGCUUCGUGCAGCAGGAGGAGUUCUUAACACUAGUGUCGGUGGAGGCGACGAGCCUGACGUUCCGCUGCGAGAGCGCGGGGCUGGCGGCGCGCGUGGCGCUGCACCCGCAGCACAUGCAGUCGCUACAUCUGCAGCUCACGCCGCUGCCCGACCACAACAAGGAACAAUGGUCCGCUGAUGAUCUGCAGGUGAUGGAGAAGUUCUUCGAGCAGCGCGUGGCGAUCGCGCCGUACCGCGCGACGGCGCUGCAGGGCUGGACGCGCACGUGGGGCGCGCCGGGCGCGGCGCUGGGCUCGCUGGUGGCGCUCAUGCGCGCCGAGCUGGCGCCCGCCGCGCCCGCGCUGUGGCAGCUGCACUGGGCGCUGCGCAUCCCGCCCGCCGCGCCGCCCAUCGUGCCCGCCGGACAGCCCGCCGUGCUGCUGGCUAAGCAUAAGAUACUCUUCUUUAUCUGCCUGACGCGCGGCGACACGCAGCUGGUGCUGCCGCUGGUGUACGACAUGCAGCUCAACGUGACGCAGCUGGCGGACAAGCAGAACGCGCAGCCGCACCUCAUCGCCGUCAGCUUGCAUCUCAAACGGUUCAACGAGUUCAGCCAGUCGCACGCGGAGUGCACGCUGUGGCCGGCGGUGCGCGACCUGCUCACCAACUUCACGCUGCCGCAGGAGGCGCCGCAGCCCGCCGCGCCGCCGCCGCCAUAACACCACGCGUACCACGACCUGCUGUAGCGUGACACCACUCCAACACUGACCGCUGUCACCUAUAGUGUGUAUCGUAUUCAGCCUGGCCCUACGAGUAACGAAGCGUGAAAACGAACUGCCCGUAUUCAACGGUAGAAAGUUGAAGACACCAUUGUGGCUAGCCUUAUAAACUUAUGUUUGUACAAAGAAUGUAGCUGUAAGUUGUAAGCUCAAUACCGCUGUCCUCAUCAAUUAGUAUAGCGGAAAGUUUGACUGUUGCUGAUUGUUAAAAUUAUAGUUUUUUAAUCAGUGGUCGAUCAAGAGUUUUUAUAAACUGUAAAUUAUUAUUUAAUAAAUGAAUAAUCUCACAAA
Messenger RNA from Helicoverpa zea (corn earworm), 4646 nucleotides. RefSeq names its product mediator of RNA polymerase II transcription subunit 14 (gene MED14). Gene Ontology annotation, molecular function: transcription coregulator activity. The transcript is spliced from 24 exons. The coding region runs from base 138 to 4295 and encodes 1385 amino acids. Gene Ontology annotation, biological process: regulation of transcription by RNA polymerase II. Lineage: Eukaryota; Metazoa; Arthropoda; Insecta; Lepidoptera; Noctuidae. The record is from RefSeq and is a predicted model, not a curated record. Gene Ontology annotation, cellular component: mediator complex; core mediator complex.